AUGAGACUAAUCGUUCUGACUCUGCUUGUAGUACUUAUUCAAGCUGUUUCAGCUGAAACAGUACGAUCUCAUCUGCCUCGUAGAAGCUUUCGUUCAAGUUUACGGGUUAGACAUGCUAUUCCACCUUCAUUCUCUAGCCAAAACACAGUUAUUCAUCGUCGACAACGCAUCCGACCAUCUUUGCUCCAAAGAGUUCCAGUGGUGCCUUCAACGCACUUGUUGAAGCCGAACAGAAAGAGAACACGCGGUCCAGUUCCUCCCGCAAUCCCGACUAGGAAGCCACAUUUCUUGCGACCAUCAAAACGAGUUGGGCCUCCAGCAAUGAAACCACCUCGAGGAAUUGUUGAUAAAUUGAACAAGGCAUCAAGUAAUGACUUCCGUAGAUUAGCGGCUUUCUUACUUCGUCGCCACAAGCAAUAA
This is a messenger RNA of Auanema sp. JU1783, 420 nucleotides long. Lineage: Eukaryota; Metazoa; Nematoda; Chromadorea; Rhabditida; Rhabditidae. The record is from the annotation of a GenBank genome assembly.